ACGUAUCAGCAAUGAGUAUGGCUGAAAUACUUGAAUUCAGUAAUUUGAAGGGAUUUCCCAGUACUUUUGUCCAUACAGUGUAAAUGUUCAUAAAAUUUCACCUUCUCUGCCAGUUGAUCCUCAAACUGCUCCAUUUGAUUUUGCAAUGCAGACCUAUUUACAUACAUCUUCACAGAAAUGUACAUCAGCCUUAAGCUAUACAAUAUCCUGAAUAUGUUAUUUUUUGAAUGCAAUGAGCAAAUUAACAUUCAGCUGUAGAAAAUGUCCAUUAGAUUGUUUAAAGAUAGAUUCCAGCUGCAGUCUGUGCCAUGGCAUUGUAAUGGCUGUGUUGAUGUAGUGGCAGUAGCAUAAGUUCAUUAGUUCAUAGCAUGUAGUUCAUUAGCAUAAGUGAAAUGCAAGCAACCAUCCGUCGAAUCCACACUGCUUCUGUCUCAGUUUAUUUACAUAAGCGGAAAUUUUUUAUUUACAUCAGCUCCUGUUUAUUCUUUUCUAAUUAAACACUUUUACAGUACAUUUGAACUCUGACAGCAUAAACAGCAGAUGUUUCCUGCACCAAAAUCACAGUCACAAGUUUUUGAUUAUGAUUUAGAUAUUAUUCAUAACACUAUAAAAAGUGGGUGUGUUUGAUUUUAAUUGAUUACUGUGGAGUUUAUUUCUCAGUGGAAAAAUACACUUAAAAUACAGAAUAAGUCUAAAGAAAUGCAGCAGAACAGGCGUUGCGUUUUUUCAGAGGUAGGAUGGCAUUUAGCAGAUGGUAUGGAUUGAAAUAUUGAUUAAAAUGGAAGCAAAUCUGUUCCAUCAGAUGGACAUAAAAAUACUUCAGAAAUGCUUGAAUUGUCCUUUAGUGAGACAGUGAGUGACACUUGGCCGUUUUGGCUGGUAUCUGAAUUGUAACCUAAGAACCUAAAAAAUUAACCUCAUGCAUUUACACUUGGUAAUCAGAUGCGUCUCCGGUUAGUCACAUUGAAAUCUGAUUGCUGUAUGGUACAUAAUAUGCUAUUCAGCUCAUGGACAGCUGCCUGGUUUAUCCUCCUCUUUUCUUUUCCAUUCACAAGAUGGCUCACGCCUCAAAAAUCACAAUUUUGCUUGUAGUUUUUCAUUUUGUUACAUAUGAUUUACACUAAUAUUUACAAGAAGACAGCUGUUCAAAAUAAUUAGCCUCCUGUAUUAGUUAUGGUGGAAAUGAAUUACAUACAUUAAAUGUAAUAUAGUGAGACAGUAAGUAACAGCGAGGCAAAGUACAGAUUAACCUGGUACUUUGAGCUACUAGCUUGGGCCACUGUUGGAUGCUACAGAAUUAAAAUCAGAGAAGAAAAUCAUGAUGAGCUGAUCAGAAGGAGCAGCAAUGCCUCUGUUUAGUGGUGGCAGUCCAGUGGGCUUUUUUCCUUCUAUGCAGAACAGCAGGGGGAGGCGCCAUCACAGUCCUGGGUGGAAUUUGGGCUGUUGAGUGUGGCUUGGAGAAAGGGAUGCAUUUACACUUAUAUAACAUCGGUUGAAAUAUAUGUAAGACCACCUGCUGCAGUGGUCUGAGGGAUCAGAUUUAAAUAUGUCUUAAAUGUGGCUUGGGUGCCUGCAUUUUUAUAUUGAUAAUCUCUAUCCAGAUGUAAUCCUGAUGCUCAAGACGCAUGAAAUUAUGAGGCGUAAGUGGAAUCUUCGGGCCACUUUACACCUGGCACCUUUUUUAGCUUCUUUCCCGUAUGUUGACAAAUGCCAUUAGCAAUCCAUGUGAUCCAAACCGUUGUAACAUUCCUUACAUUUACGCAAACAUAGACUUGCAGGAGUAUUCAUAAUGUCUAACAAGAAGCAUAGUGAGAGACUGACAGUAAAUGUGAACAAAACUCUUCCUGUAGUCACAAAAUUGAUGAUCAUUGGAGACCCAUUGAGACACAUGGAAAUGGUAUGAAUAGCUAUACGUCUUGCUGUCCACUUAAGAUCAGAUCACUCAGACAGAUGUUAAUACUAGGGAUGUGCAUACCAGCUAAUUUUGAUAGUCAAGUACCUGUAAAGGAUAUUGAUUGGAUAACUGGUUAACUGUGGGGAAAGAAAGAAAUCGGCUGAAGUCAAUGAAGGGCUGUAAAAAGGCUUACAGUUUUAGGUGGCAGCACUGGUCUUGGACGAAAACAUAACAGCACACAGAGGAAUACAUUUAAAAGCAUUUAAUUAUUCACGUAGAUUUGAGGGAUAUCAUCGCUAAGCAGUACAACCCUGGAUGGUGAGUUCUCAUCUUCUUACAGGUGGUCUUUUUUCUUCAGUGGACGAAGGGGCAACAUAUUAAUUUUUGUCAGAGAAAUAUAGUUUCACUGUUCCUGGACAUACCUAACAUCAGCGAGAGUAACUUUUUUUAGCUAUGUUAACGGUAAAGCCAGCACCGUCUCUGCCUUCCGGGUCACAUCCUUGACAGUGCGUUCAAGGCAAUGCACUCAUGUUAAGGUCUUUGUGUUGGCAAAGUUUAUUAUAAUAUUGUGGCAUCAGCAGUGCAGAAAAAGCCAUUAUUUCUACUCAGAGAAAUGCUCUUUUAUUGACCAAACCAAAAAAGGCGACUGAAUAACAGCCUGAAUAGUGGGCAAGGUCACUUCUAGCCGUACGACUUCUCUCUAUGGUAAACAAACCUUACAAAGUCUCACACAAAGUAACUUGAUAAAAUACAGCCAACACAUAAACACAUUUUAAACUGAUAAAGAACAACACAAACAAUAAGUGCAGCAACAAUGUCCUGUUCACGGAGGGUUGGGGGGUGGGGGUUUCAGGCCAGAAUCCAACAGCCUCCUCUGAAAAACAGAGUAAGUGGCAGACACCACAACAUGCAUACUUCCUUGCAAAUACUAAUCAACUCACCACAUUUUACAAUCCUGUUAAAACAUAAAAUUGAAAACUGAAUUGUUGGCCUGCGAUAAAACCUGAAGAAUACCCAAAUAGUGAUUUUAGGUUUUAAAUAUUGACACUUUGAAUGGUUUUCCGAGUGCCUGUGCUCACCUCUGGUUAGUACCAAGUGUGAACAUGGCCCUUGAUUGGGGAUUACUGAUCUGACCUGGUGAAGUUGCCUUAAAAACAACUUUAACCUCACCGUGUACUCUGUCCGCACACACAUAUAUAACUGCUCACAAACACCCACAUACAUGCACCCGGUCUUUCCACAGUGCCUGGAGCCUGCAGAAGAGAAGCUAAACUUCUGAGAAAUGUGGUUAUAGUCCAAGACUCACACACUCAGCAGCACACAAACUCACAAACACUCCCCAGCAUUUGGUCUCUGCGAGGUGGCGCAGACUGCCCCCUCACGUUCCAAAAAGAGUUCACGCUGAAGCCAACAGCAGAGUCUGUGCCAGUCAGCCUUACACACCUCGCCUGGCUUCAUACUGUUUGUGUGUAUAUCCUCACUGUUGGAACAAAACCUCAUUUCUAUAUUUUUUACAUUACAUCAUUUGAAAAUACCAGCUGUCAUUUGCAUUGUGGCAAAAUGUCCUGACUAAUAAAUCAAUAUAAGUGGUCUGGAGUGACUUAAAACAAAAUCUUGUAACAUUAAUUAACAUUCAAAGUUAAGAAUGUUUUUUUCUCUCCUGUAAAGUUUCUUUUUUGGAGAUACAAGGUUUUGUUCCAAAAUCGACAAUAUGUUUGUGGUAUAUGAUGUAUCUUUGGGCGAUGUCUUUAUUUAGAUGAACUGUUGUUGCUCUUCCUUGUAACUGACAGAUGCAGCCUCCUUUUCCUCUCCUAGUGUUCGCAUUCCACUUUUAUAUUCUCUCUCAUCUACCCGCAUUUCAGCUCUCGUCUUCAACUUUUCAUCUCUUUUUCACUCUAUAUUCUAUCAGUAAUCAUCUUAGCCUCAUCUCACCUCUUUUCCCCUCAUCUUCUCUUCAACUCUUCCACCAUCCCUAUGCGGCUAUUCUUUUCUCUGUGUUUUGCCACAAAUCCACUUUGCUUCUCCUUCACAUCUUAAACUUGUCCUCUUCUCAGACUGGAGGCUGAAAUCUGAUGCUGUGUGGGAGUAUAUGUGUGUGUCAGAGAGGGAGAGUUGUGGGGUCAUGAGGAGAUGGAUACUCCGACCCUAGAAGAGAGUUUUAGGAUGUGCCGAAGUCCUCACCUUUGCUUUUCUCAAUAAGCUACAUAAAAUACUGAGCAAACACAGGCUGUCCCAUAACACUGUAUUUCUAUUGAGUGUCAUUUUGCAGGAAUAAAAUCUUUCUCGUCAGAAUGAAUAUGUGAAUGUGUUCUAACUCAAUUUGAGAAGUUGUGAAUUACUUGUUUAAGCACAUAGCACAUUAGGUGUACCAUUAGGGCUGCAUAACAUACUAAAUGUUAGUUAUUAUCACUGUAUUGGAAUACAGGAAUCACAGAAGGCUGCAAUAUGCAAGUGAGCCCUCUGUCCAGUCACAGUGUUUGCAUGGUGUGCUUUGAAUCACGUUAUAAUAAAACUAAUUUCCAGAAUGUCUUGUAUAUGAAAUGUGUUGAUCAAAUCUCAGGCAGACAGUUUAUUAAAAAUUACAUAUAUACACAUUAGAUUAUCACUUGCUAUUUGUUGUUCCUUCAAAGAAAGGUGAACUAUUGAAUAAAAGAUCUUGAAGCACCUCUUGUUGUCCAGCUUAUGGUAUUUUAACCUACACUGUAUUAAUUAUUAUAGGAAAAAAUAACAGCAUUUAUUAAUAUGAUUUUGAAUCUUAGUGUACUGUUGGUCAGAAUAAUUCAGGCCAAUGUUUAAUCAUCUGACUGUUUAUUAAAUAAAAGUUCAUCAAAAAAUCAUACAAGACUACAGAUCUUGACUUAUAGAGUACAUGGCAGUUAACUGCAAACUAAGAAUCUUCAGGCUGCUUCAGUGCUCUGUCUUUGUAUGUGUGUGUAUUGGGCUCAAUAUAGUAUUGGUUCUUCUUUAUCGCAGCAUUGACCUUUGCAGUACUGAUAUCGCAGAAGGCUGCAAUAUGCAAAUGAGCCCUCAAUCAAAUCACAGCAUCUUUUCAUUCUGUGCUUGGAGCAUCUUGGCCAGUCUCAGUUCCAGAUGACUGUUCUCUGGGUUGGGGCAGCAGAAUAUUUGAUUUGUUAAUUUUUAUCACAAUAUUGGCCUUUGCAGAGGCCCUGCAAUAUGCAAAUGAGCUCUUUAACCAUACAGUAACAAAACUGUUCACUGUGGGUAUUAGCAUCCUGACCAAACAUAGAUGUUUCUGAUGUGUUUUUCUGUGGGUAUUUUGAUGAAUGAAGAUGUUCAUGUGAUCCAAAAACAUCAAUGUCUUUUAUUCAAAAUACUGCACACCAAUCUGUAACAACAUUAAGUGCUUACCAAUGUAUUUAGGUAUAUCUAGGGUUCGACAGUGUGCACGUUUGCUACUUCUUUUCGUAAAAAUGAGAUGAGUGCUGUAAAGUGUGAGGCAUCAGGGCUUUGUUUGUAUUAAGUGGAUUAAAAUUAAAAAAAAAAAAUCUGAUUGCUGAAGUAAACACCCUCUCUGACUGAUACAAAAAAUGGAAAAAGAAGCUCAUGUUAAGUUUGCGCUCAUGUUUAUUUCAAAUCAGGAGAACUGGCAAAAACCUUACCCUAGAACCCUGAUAUCACAAGGCAUAUCACAGUAUGUAGCAAUAUAAUGCCAAUAGAUAUGUUGGUUUGUCAGUUCAGCCCCAGUCUGGUGUUCAAGGCAGUCACAUGAUCCAAUCUGUUCAUCGAGUUUAUGAACAAGUUUAAAUAAUUUCAGUUACAUCAUGUCACAUCAAGUGUUUACCAGUAUACCAAGGCUUAUCGCAGUGCAAUAUAGCAAUAUAGUGGCUACAUACUAUUUUGUCCAUACUGCACAGCGUAUAGUGGUAGUGAUUUGAUUCACCACAGGAAUGUACCUUUGGAUCGGUCGCAGGUGCUGGCAAGAGCAGAUUAAGGGUGUAAAUCAAAAGCAGGGCCCGGCAGCACGGCUUGGUUACGCUCACGCACCACACACCUGUCAGAGGAUUAGCCAUCCGAGCGAGUGCUGCGGGAGGGGCGUGACCGAGCUCUAUCACAGGCUAUAGGGUUCCGGGGAAAAUUAAAGAGCAGAAGCCGAAAGUGCCACUCUCUCUUUACUCUGGGUAAGGUGCCCUCUCUCCCCUUACAGUCUACCCUCUGUCAUCUGUUUCAUACACAGCUCCAACUGAUCCCAAUGACGGCCCUCCCUGGACGCUGUGUUCUAUUUAAACACUCCAGUACAGCCGCGGUGACCGUCAUAAUUAUAUCCCCUCCAGCACGACCCAACUGUCUCUCUCAUGUCAACAUGUUUACAUGAACUUUCAGCUAUACAGAAUUCAACAGUUGAGAGACUUGCAGUUCACAGAAGAUUAUCCUAUUUGGUUGCAUAUUUCUAUAACAGUGGCUUUAGGUGUUCUGUGCAAUUAUUUUUCUAUUUAAUACAGUGAGAUAGUAUCAGGGCCACAACAGCGAAUUUAAUUAUCCUGAAUUUGGCUUGUCUAAUUGGUUUAGAAUGCUGAUAAGGGUGCUGCGACUGACGAACACAAUGUUGACUCACACAGAGGAGGGGGACAGGCCCCUAAUUUGGUUUUUAGUAGACAUUUGCUGGCAUUCUAAACAUAGUCAGUCCCAAAAUCCCUCCAGUCACCUAUUUUGGCAUUAACUUAUUAGAGAAUUUAGUUCAGCUGACUGCAGGUCACAUUUGAAACAUAGUGUGCUCUUAGAGUUGAGAGGAACCACUGCAGACAGCCGGACAGACAGCCAGACUUGCUUUGUUUAUUUAUAAAUACAAUAUACAACUCACCGAGUCAAGUCACCGCCGUGGUCAGCGGAAUUCCUACCCUAUAGUUAUGUUCCGUGCUUCUGUCUGACCAAGCCAAUUUCUUGAGUCCAUUUCGAUAGUAUCACCACUUUCUUUGCAGCAGUUUAUUCCUGAAGAUCUGGGUGCUGUAGCAGCUUCACUGCUGGGCUCUUCAUAAAAGAAGAUUUCAGAUGCCUGCUUAUUUUUCCAGGUAUCCUCAGGACAUUUAGGAACAUUGGCUGAGACGAGUAGGACGAUUUUUGUUUCUCUGUGAUAGUGCUUGAAUAAGAUUUGAAGAAGCUUUUAUCUCUAAAUGACACUUACCAAAAUGAUAUGAUAAAAAAAAAUCUCUACAUGAGUGGGUUUUCUCCUUUUCUUGGUUUUGUUUGUUCCGCUGUUGGACUGAUGCAGUUUACCUCUGGAUGGAGAGGAUGACUGAGGCAAUUUGAGCUUUUCUUGACUGUUCUGUAAAACAUGCAGUAGCUCACUCAGGAAUAAAUGCAAGCAGAGCAGACUGAGGUUUGUCACUAUGAAUAGUGGUUAACCAGAGUAUAUCCCGAAAAGGCACUUUUCCCUCAAGCGUUUAGAAUGGAGAAUAUAAUGUUGAAUAUUAUUGUGCUUGGAACUUGGAAUAGGUUCCAAGAAUACGUAGUGACUUGGCAUGUUACAGCUAUUUUAUGACAUUUGCAUUGAAUAACACUCUGCGGGAGUUUCAUAAUAACUCUAGGAGAACAUAUAUAACUGGCCAGGAUGACACAGCAUUUUACUCACACGUACUUGUCUUUGCAGAAGCAUUAUGUUUCAGCUCAACAGCAGAAGUCAACAUGCUAGAAAAGAAAGAUAUAUAUAUAUAUAUAUAUAUAUAUAUAUAUAUAUAUAUAUAUAUAUAGGGGUGCAGUGUUCAAUAUGACAACGAAACAGGAGGCAAAUUACCCUUUCAGCUACAAUUAAGCUGCGUACAGAGUAAUAAUACACAAUGUACAAUUACAUCCAUAAUUUACAAAACUAAAAGCGCGGCAAAAAUCAUACAUAAUAAAGUACAUACAGUGCAGCUUUAAUUUCAUCUCUGAACCUUCUGUACUGUAUCACGUAUUCAUUGUCUGGCACAGUUUGGACUUAAGUGUUACUAUCUGGCUAUUUUUAGGUAGGAAAGGUUAGGUUAAAUCAGGGACUAUAGGUAUAUGUAGUAUUGUUUGUUUUUCAAUAGAGUUACAUGAAAAUAUCAGAAUCAUAUUUGUAUUGGUAGAUAAUUGCUUGAAAAAAAUGACAAUGGAAAGAUCAGAAUGAUUUGACCGAUAUUUUAAACCGAUAUUUGAUGUAUUCAUUGUGCUUUAGAAGAGCAGAAUGUUAAGGUGAUGUUGUGCAACUAGGUUAAAGUAUCUGAAUUUAAAUCAUUUUACUGCAUUUGUAACACCAUAGUAAUAAAUGUUGUAUUUCACUGUAAUGCUUAGUCCUGAUCUCUGCAUUUAAUAAUUGCGUAUGUAUCGGCACCAGCAGAUUUGUACAUAAAGAUUAUCAAGCCCAGAAUUUCAAUAUCAGUACAUCACUAUUUUCCAACAUAGAUUUACAGACAAUAUUCGUGAUCCACUAUAGAAUACUUUCACUGCAAAACCUAGCAAACACGUGGUUUGUCUGAUUCCACAUAUGUUUUUUGUGAAGUGUGGCUCAUUGUAAGGAUGAAGAAAUUUCCUUCCUUUAGAUCAAAGUAGAAAGUGAAAUUGAACAGAUAACAGUGCAGUGAUCUCAUUCGUGGCUCAUUGCAGGCAGUAGAAAUACUGCUCCUUUUUCCUUUAUGAAUUUCCUGCAGCUAAAAAGUGAAACAGCUGAGAUAAACCUUCUCUCAGUGAUGAGGUGGUGAUGUUUCAGGCAUCGUGUUUCAUCACCCUUGUGUCAUAAUUCUUGCUGCAUGCAAGGUGGCAAAGAACAGCAUAGCUCAUGCAUGGCGUAAUGGUAUUGUCCUGUUAGCAAACCUGUGGAUUUCUAAUCUAAUGAUAAUCUGUGGCAAUAGCUGCCUUUUUGCGAGGAUUAAGAAGGAAAUAGGAAAAGUCAGAGUAUGGAGAAAUUAGAUAAUCCCUCAAAGGCUGAAAUGAAUGUUUAAAAAAAUGACAGGAAAGAGUUUGUCCCCAAAUUGCAGAAACAUGUUUGUCUAGCAGUAGAUGAGUGGCCUCUACUGGUGGCAGCUAGCUGGAGUUUAUUAAUGUUAAAAUGCCUCUGUCCAAUUACUGCCUUAUCUAAAAUCACAUGUUCUAAAACCUCUCUCUCCCUCUCUCUCUCUAUGUCUCUCUCUCUCCUCAUCUCUUUCUGUCAGAAGAGAAAGAGCACGUGGUUGUAGGAGUGUGCCAGUACACAUUUAGACUGAGGCUAAAAUAAGCUUCUCCUCAUAAAACCUCCAGUGAGUGAGUGAGUGAGAGAGAGAGAGAGAGAGAGAGAGAGUGAGAGAGCAGCACAAACAGCAAACACGAAGCGAGGGAUUUAGGAGGAGGAAAAGCAGGAAACACAGGCCGGGACAGCUCCAGAACAGCUCUAUCGCUCUAUUCACCAUGAACACAGCACACACACUGACUGCCUUCAGCACUGCUGUCACUCAAAUCAGUACUUCCCCAGCAAGCUGAAGAGCACACGAUGCAUGCAUUCUGUUUUUCUUUGCUGUUUGUUUUAUUUAUAGCAUGCAGCGUGUUUUAUGUUAUUUCCCCUGGUACUGAAGUUAUGUGCAGUGAAGACUUGCAUUAACUUGGCAGCAUAAAUUAUUCAUGAUUUUAAGCUUCAGUUUAAAUCAGAGAUGCACUGACAUGACAUACUGGAUCAGUAUUGACAUCGACACUAACCUUAUUUAUAAACGGAUUCGAUUUUGGUGACCAAAUCCACAUUCAGUACUGUUUCUUAGUCAUGACUGUUAUAAAAUUGUAACAGUACGAUUUUAUAAACCUUCCAGAACAGUAUCAUUUAAACGUUUGUAUCAUAAGAAGAGUCUCUACUUGGGACGUCUGACUUUAUAAUGAAUAUAUAUGUAUACAAUAACUGUAUUUUGAUAUGAUCAAAUAUUAAGAGAAUUUAAAUAAGUGACAAUAUUAUGCAAUAUAUCAUUCUUUUGUUUCACAUACCACAUGAUUUUUUUAAACCAAUUCCUUUGUACAAUCAUUAUAAUCUGUGGUAGAAAGGUCUGCACUUAAUUACAGGCCAUACAAACAGAACAUCACCAGCUCAUUUAGUACACAUGCAUACUUUGAACCCCACAUGGGAAGAUUACAAUGUAGAUUUUCAGUCAGGCAAAGAAUGCAGGGUAAUAUACAAAAGAAAGAAAGAAAGAAUGAAAGAAAGGAAGAAACUCUGGUACAGAGUAUAACUACAGAAUGUAGUUAUCAUUGAAGAUUAUAAAGAAAUAUUUGAUGCUGUCACAGAUGGUGAUUAUACUACCAUCAGUGAAAAUGCAACAUGACGGAUAAGGCUCACAUGUGGAACUUUGUAACUGAAUUUAGAUCACAACGAUGUUGUUUAUCACAAUAAUUCUGCAGACAGUAAUCGUUUGUCUAAAUUUACAUUAUUGUCCAAAGUUAUUUAGAAUUCUUUAUAUUUUUAUAAUGCUGGGGCAGCUUGGUGACCAGGGUCCUUUCUGUGUGGAGUUUGCAUGUUCUCCCCGUGUCUGUGUGGGUUUCCUCCGGGUACUCCAAGUUUCCUCCCAGAUUCUAAAGAAAUGCAGUCAGGCCAAUUAGACAUGCUAAAUUGCCCUUAGUUGUGAAUGUGUGUGUGAAUAUGUAUGUUUGUGUGUCUGCCCUGUGAUAGACUUGUGACUUGUCCAGGAUGUUUCCUGCCUUCCACCAAGUGACCGCUGGGAUAGGCUCCAGCUCCCCCCGUGAACCAGAAGGAUAAGCGACUUAGUGUGUGUGUGUGUGUAUGUGUGUAUAGUGCUGUAUAUUCAUGCAGUUGGCUACUACAAAAGUGCUUUUACAGAGCACUGAAUUGAUAUGGGCCCUAUGGUAUUGGCCAACACUGUGAGUUUGUGUUUCGCAGCCAGUAUCGUGAGAGGUAAGUGUGGAUCGGUGCAUUCCUAGUUUAACUGAAAUGUGCAGUGCUUUCCUAUGCACUGAAGGACUAUUUUUUUGGUAUAAAUGAGAGAUGAAAUAGCUUGCAGGGACGGAGUCACUGUGUUUAUUUAUGCCCCUCAUCCAGCUUCACUCAACCAUCUUUAAUCCCACCUCCCUCUCCCAAUCUCCCAGUCUCUGUCCCAAAGCAGGAUUACUGCUACAAACACACACAUAGAGAGAGAGGGAGAGAGCAAAAUUCUUAGAAAAUAGCAGCUGAUAGUCACAGGGGAUUCAAAGUUUUUUUGACAGACAGUGGGCACUGCAGUUUUACGACCAGGAAUUCUUAGAAAAUAACGAACAAGACAGUCACAGGGGGCUCACAUAGCUCGGGAGGGAGAGACUACAAAAAGAGAGGGAGAGAUAGAGUUAGAGAGAGAGCGCUUAUGCAAGAGGAGGGAGCGUGUGUGUGAGUAGACGGCGGCAGCCUGCGCUGUUUGCAGUGAGCUCAGUUGAUGUGGAAGUGAAGUGUUGUCCGUGUGGCAGCGUUGGCCAGACAGCACAGUCUGAACUCCAGCAGAGCUCUUUGCUUCAGCCAUGCACAUUCUACAUUCACACUGCGUCAUCAGGUGGCUCGAUGGCCCGAAGAGGAAGAGGAAGAACAGUCAGUGUUCGGUGAAGAGCAUGUCUGGGUACAUCCCCAGUUAUCUAGAGAAGGAUGAGCCAUGUGUGGUGUGUGGAGACAAAGCCACUGGCUACCACUACCGCUGCAUCACCUGUGAGGGCUGCAAGGGUUUUUUUCGGCGUACCAUCCAAAAGAACCUGCACCCCUCUUACUCCUGCAAAUAUGACGGCUGCUGCAUCAUCGACAAGAUCACGCGCAACCAGUGCCAGCUCUGCCGCUUUAAGAAGUGCAUUGCUGUGGGCAUGGCCAUGGACCUGGUUCUGGAUGAGGCUAAGCGAAUGGCGAAGCGGCGUCUGAUAGAGGAGAACAGGGAGAAGAGGAAGAAAGAGGAAAUGGUGAAGACUUUGCAUAACCGGCCGGAGCCCACAGGCUCUGAGUGGGAGCUGAUCCGCAUGGUGACAGAGGCUCACCGCCACACUAACGCACAGGGCUCUCACUGGAAACAGAAACGCAAGUUCCUGCCUGAAGACAUCGGCCAGUCCCCAGUAGCUGCUACGUCAGAUGGGGACAAAGUGGAUCUGGAAGCCUUCAGUGAGUUCACCAAGAUCAUCACCCCUGCCAUCACACGCGUCGUUGACUUUGCCAAAAAACUGCCCAUGUUUUCGGAGCUGCCUUGUGAGGAUCAGAUCAUCCUGCUGAAGGGCUGCUGUAUGGAGAUCAUGUCUCUGCGGGCAGCAGUGCGGUACGACCCAGAGAGCGAGACUCUAACACUGAGUGGGGAGAUGGCAGUGAAGCGAGAGCAGCUGAAGAACGGUGGGCUGGGCGUUGUGUCCGACGCCAUCUUUGACCUGGGAAAGAGCCUGGCUCAGUUCAACCUGGACGACACGGAGGUGGCACUGCUGCAGGCUGUGCUUCUCAUGAGCUCAGACCGCUCAGGCCUGACGUGUGUGGAGAAGAUCGAGAAGUGCCAGGAGACCUACCUGCUGGCGUUCGAACACUACAUCAACUAUCGCAAGCACAACAUUCCCCACUUCUGGCCCAAGCUGCUGAUGAAGGUGACGGACCUGCGCAUGAUCGGAGCCUGCCACGCCAGCCGCUUCCUGCACAUGAAGGUGGAGUGUCCCACCGAGCUCUUCCCUCCGCUCUUCCUCGAGGUGUUCGAGGACCAGGAGGUGUGAGCACCGGGAUCGAAGAGAGAGCGCAGCAGGAACCUGCGCUUUUUUUUUACCUUCACCCGACCACCUCCCUCCACCCCCAAACAAACACCACCCCACACCCCUUCUCCCCAUGCGUCAAACUCACCAGCAGCAGUAGCAGCAGUAGCAGCAGUGACCGCAGAGGCAGAGGCGGGGGUCCCAGUCAGGAAGGGGUUCAUUUCUGGGGGUUUUAUUCUGCUUUCGCUUUUUUCUUUUUUUUUCUUGUUUGAAUUACAGAAUGCUCAGUCCUCACUUCCUCCACCCCCCACCUUAGAUCCUCCCUGCCAGUCAGUUUAACCGGUGGCCCUUCUGUCUCUGCGCUUACACCUUAGACUGAUCUACCUGAACCUCAGCUAUGGACACAUAAUAAACACACAUAAUAAACACACACAGACAUCUAACCUCAUGCAAGAACUCUUAAGCAAACAUAAACCCACCCAGCGCACUACUCUCACACCAGCUUCUCAGAGCAGUUCUGUUGUGCAGUGCGUUUGGCUGAGGCGCGUCUGCAGGUCCUCUCCGAUUGGAGGACUUGCUGCUAGACGACGACCUUCGCAGCCCUGCUGAGAAAUGGCAGAGAUUUGUGUUAACCAGUGGUCAGUUCAAUUAAGUAGUAUAAAUAAUCCUGGUACCACUAGUGAUCACCAGUGUCACUCUCUCGUAUACAUCAUGUGAUCGGAUCAACAUUAGCUAUGUCACAUGAUGCCAUAGUUUGUCAAAGCUCUUUGCUAAUCUGGAGCAGACUUGAACAUACCUCAUUACACUCAAACUAAUUACAGUGAGCCUGUGUGCAGAGCAGGAGGAUAUUUCUGAACCAAAUCAGGUGCUAUAUUUAAAUAAAGCUUCUCAAACGGAUUUGGGAUGUUUUAGGAAAUAUGCCCUCCCUCACACACACACACACACACACACACACCCACACACAGAACACAUAGUUCCUUUCUAUGUUUCCUUUCUAUGUAGACUAUUCGAAAUGUACCUGGUCUGCAUUCAGUGCACAUUCAGGGGCACAUCUACAUACACACACACAGUGCAACCUUGGUCUCUUAGUGUGUGGUUCUGCCUUGUCAUUGCCUGGGUUUUCUGUGCCAGCACACAGGCCUGAUCUGAAUGAUAAUUGAGCCCUUCUGUCCUAGGAAAGACACUGCAGCACGCAGGGCGCAGGCGAGGGCUCAGAGAGAGAGAGAGUGAGAGAGCGAAAAGGCUGUCUCACAAACCCAGGUCCAUAGAGACAGUAAGAAAUUUAGGCAGCCUUGGGGGGUGUUCAGAUGAUGCCUUUUAAAACAUGUUGCAUCUCAAAAGAAGCAGGACAGUCUUCUUAGUUGGCAGUCUAACUUGUUUGUCUGACAAGUAGAUGAACAUGAGACAGCAAAAACUGAUAACCAUUUUGAAACUGACAUAGAAAAUAGAAUAUAUAGAAAAAAACUUUUAUAGUUGUAAACUGAUUUCACAUAAAUCCGUUAAUUCAGUUAAUCCAGUGAUGCCCAAACUGGAGGAGCCCAAAAUGAAAUGUUUAUGGUGGGGAAAGGGCCAAAAAACAGAACACUAUACAAAUAUAGAAGAUAAACAUGCUUAAAGUUUAAAAAAAAAAUAAGAUAUAUUUUGUUACUUUUGAAAAUAUUUUAAAACUCAGUUUUAAAAGGAAAAUAAUUUAAGUUAUACUGUAUAAAAUAUGUUUGUUCUCUUUUUGGUUUAAGGGGGUUGGGUCAGGGUAAUUUUAUGGUGGGCCAAAUCAAACCUCCUUGUGGGCUAACUUUAGCUCUUGGACCACACUUUGGGCAGCCCUUA
Molecule: messenger RNA, 14335 nt
Organism: Colossoma macropomum (tambaqui)
Lineage: Eukaryota; Metazoa; Chordata; Actinopteri; Characiformes; Serrasalmidae
Gene: thrab
Product: thyroid hormone receptor alpha b
Exons: 8
Coding region: 11327-12532 (401 amino acids)
Biological process (GO): retinoic acid receptor signaling pathway; positive regulation of transcription by RNA polymerase II; thyroid hormone receptor signaling pathway
Molecular function (GO): zinc ion binding; RNA polymerase II cis-regulatory region sequence-specific DNA binding; nuclear receptor activity
Source: RefSeq, a predicted model, not a curated record